This is a messenger RNA of Gastrolobium bilobum, 1920 nucleotides long. RefSeq names its product probable inactive receptor kinase At5g67200. The coding region runs from base 1 to 1920 and encodes 639 amino acids. NCBI's taxonomy places the organism in Eukaryota, Viridiplantae, Streptophyta, Magnoliopsida, Fabales, Fabaceae. The record is from RefSeq and is a predicted model, not a curated record. Gene Ontology annotation, molecular function: protein kinase activity; ATP binding; protein binding. The transcript is spliced from 2 exons. Gene Ontology annotation, biological process: protein phosphorylation.
AUGAGGAAGUGGUGGCUGUUGCUGUUGUUGUUGUUCCUGGUUUCAAAUGAUGUAUUUUGCUCUAGCUCCAAACUCGCAGACGAUGCUGGCGCCUUGCUUGCAUUCAAAUCGAAAGCUGAUGUAAACAAGAACCUCCACUUUAAGGGUCUCCGUAUGUGUUUGUGGGAAGGUGUGGAAUGCAACGGACUCAAAGUGGUACAUCUCGUUCUGCAAGGUUUAGAUCUCGGUGGCGUAUUCGCUCCAAACACAUUGUCUCUUCUUGACCAACUCAGAGUCCUUAGUUUGCAGAACAACUCCUUAACAGGACCCAUACCUGACCUCUCUGGUCUCUUCAAUCUCAAAAGCCUCUUCCUUGACAACAACCACUUCACCGGUUCUCUCCCUCCUUCACUCUUCUCCCUUCACAGGCUUCGAACCUUGGAUUUCUCUCACAACAAUCUCUCUGGACCCAUCCCCACUGGCUUCAUCAAACUAGAUCGCCUCUACUAUCUCCGUUUAAGUUGGAACACAUUCAAUGGAACCAUCCCUCCUUUUAACCAGUCCUCUCUCCGAACCCUCGACCUCUCCGGCAACAACCUCACCGGUCCCAUUCCCGUUACCCCGGCACUCUUCCGUUUUGAGCCCUCAUCCUUCUCUUCCAACCCAGGUCUCUGCGGUGAGAUCAUCCACAAAGAAUGCCACCCCACCGCGCCUUUCUUCAGACCCACAUCGCCGCCGACGGCGGGGCUCGGCCAGAGCGCGAAAGUCCACGGCUUUUUCCGGCAGCCGUACGAGAAAAAGCGCGACCGGAGGGCGGUGAUUAUCGGGUUCUCAACCGGAGUAUUCGUUCUGAUCGGUUCGCUGUUGUGCUUCGUGGUGGCCAUAAAGAAACAGAGAAACAAGAAAGAAGGUGGUUCGAGUAUAAUAAUGGCUUCGGAUGCGGCGGCGACGGCAGAAGCUGCGGCUGCGAUGCAAAUGGAGCAAGAGAGGGAGUUGGAGGAGAAGGUGAAGAGAGCGCAAGUGGCAAAGAGUGGGAGUUUGGUAUUCUGUGCGGGGGAGGCACAGGUGUAUACCCUGGACCAGUUGAUGAAGGGUUCAGCUGAGCUAUUGGGCAGAGGGUGUUUGGGAACAACGUAUAAGGCGGUGCUUGAUAACCGUCUGAUCGUGACGGUGAAAAGGCUUGAUGCUGGGAAAAUGGCAGCUUCAGUCGCAACCAAGGAAGUGUUCGAGCGUCACAUGGAAUCCGUGGGUGGCCUUCGCCAUCCCAAUUUGGUUCCCCUCAGGGCUUAUUUUCAGGCCAAACAAGAAAGACUCAUUAUCUACGAUUACCAGCCUAAUGGAAGUCUCUUCUCCCUCAUACACGGUUCCAGAUCUAGCAGGGCAAGGCCAUUGCACUGGACAUCAUGCUUAAAAAUAGCAGAGGACGUAGCACAAGGACUAUCCUACAUUCACCAGGCAUGGAGAUUGGUCCAUGGCAAUCUCAAGUCCUCCAAUGUUCUCCUCGGACCCGAUUUCGAGGCAUGCAUCACAGACUACUGUCUAUCCGUGUUGACCAACCCAUCUAGCUAUGAUGAAGUUAGUGAUUCUGCAGCCUAUAGAGCACCAGAGACUCGCAAUCCAAAUCACCAGCCAACCCCAAAAUCUGAUGUUUAUGCAUAUGGGAUUUUGUUGCUAGAGCUUCUGACGGGGAAAACUCCUUCUGAGCUACCAUUUUUGGUUCCGGGUGAUAUGUCAAGUUGGGUGAGGUCCAUCAGGAAUGACAAUGGGAAUGAAGAUAGCCGAAUGGAUAUGCUUCUUCAGGUGGCUACAACUUGUAGCUUAACUUCACCUGAGCAAAGACCCACUAUGUGGCAGGUCUUGAAAAUGUUGCAGGAAAUCAAAGAGAUUGUGCUGUUGGAGGAUGGUGAAUUCGACCUGCGCAAUAGUGAUGCCAUGCCUUAA